UACUCUGAAUUAACCAAAUUGAGGAGAUCGAUGGAGCCCAUUUGUUAACCAAUUUGUGAGAAGAAAUAUCUUAUCUCAAUUCUUUUUCUUAUCGUAAUUUAUUUCUUCUCCAAACUUUAUCUCUUUAUUCCAUCUAUUAUAUGUGGUCUACAAUCAAUUCUUUUUUCCAGUAAAAAUAUAUUCUUUUUCAAAACUCUAUAUGCUACCACUUAUAAUUUGAUUUUUUUCCAUUCAUCUCCAAACACCGUGAAAACAUCAAGUUCUAUUAACUUUUAUUCAAAUCAGUAUUAAUCUUCAUCAUCUCAUCCCAUUACCAAAAAUGGCUGCAUAACCAAUCCAAGACAACCACAACGCUGAGCUCUUUAAUCCAUGGCGUAUAGAGAAAAUCCCAUUUAAUGUGAUAGUAUUGAUACAAGAGGCGACAGUUCGUGAUCUAAGAAAUUAUAUUGCCAACCAAAACUAUUGAUUCUACGAUGAGGGCUUCACCGGACAAGACAAAAACAUGGAUAUUCUAAAACUCCCCCGGAGGAAAUAUACAUUAGGGAAAGAGCCCAACCCAAUUAAGAGCAUUUCGUAUCACACGGAUUGUACGACAUUGCAUCAUGCUUUAGAGGAUGCUCUUGAUCAUCGAGAAUAUGAAGCGCUGAAGGAGUCGAAGUUGGGAGUUUUCAUCAAGUUCCAAGAGCUGGGAUUUGGUUAGGCUUCAAGGUUGGUUCACUUCAUGCUCGGUUUCCAGCUCGACAUAAAGAAGAAGUAUGAGCUGUGGUGACUUGUUGGUCCAGAACCGCUGAGGUUUUCACUGAUAGAGUUUGAAAAGCUCACUGGUCAAAACUGUGAGUACAUCGAAGACCUUGAGAGUCCGUACUGUCCUGUUACGUCGGAGAUGUCUGCUUUCUGGGCGAAGUCGGGAGUUAAUAUCAAUGCUGGGCCAUCUACUGACCAGAUAAUAGCAGCACUCAAGAGAUGCAAAGAGUGGUCUCGGGAUGAUUGCAAGCGUCUCGCGUACCUUGCCAUCUUCGCUGGAUACAUUGAAGGGAAAAAGGUCACAACCUCUACACGGGCUAGUCUGGCGAGGCUAGUGAUGGAUUUAGAACGGUUUGAGAAUUAUCCAUGGGGGAGAGUCACUUUUAAGGUGCUGAUUGAGUCUCUGAAGGCCAAAAAUAUCACGGGUUGUUACACGAUUGAUGGGUUUGUAAAAGCUUUCCAGUCCUCGGUGUACACAGCUCUGCCGGAACUUGGUGCUGGUUAUGGUAAUCCCGUAGGAGGCGAACCGGCUGUACCGUUACUGGCUUACUCGGGUGGCAAAGGACGCAGAUGGUUUCAACAGGCUAUCUGCAGUCAGACUAGAGUGGAAAACUUUGUUGAGAAGGAGGAGAUCGGUGAACUGUUUCCACAAUGGGACUCUGAUGUUGAGGACCCGGACGCGGAGAACAUAAUUAAAGUCAUGUAUAAGAGACCGUGGAAGUGGACCAUGGAUUACUGGAAAGUCACCGGUACUUGUGAUACGAGUCCAACGAAGGAAGAUGAAGAACGUCCAAGACAUCGGAAGAAAGCUGAAGAACGUCCAAGACGUCGGAAGAAAGCUGAAGAACGUCCAACUCCAAGACCUCGGAAGAAAGCUCGUUUAGAGGCAACUGCAGAGGCAACUGCAGAGGCAACUGCAGAGGCUAGUGAAGAGGCUAGUGAAGAGGCUAGUGAAGAGGGUCGUGAAGAGGGUCGUGAAGAGGCUCGUGAACGUGAAGAGGGUCGUGAAGAGGCUCGUGAAGAGGUUCCUCAUCAGGGUCGUUCCGAUGUUCGUACAGAGGUGAUUGGGAUGACCAAAGAGGAAUUGGACAGAAACUUCAAGGACCUAGCUGAUGCCUUGAGGCAAGGGUUUGGGACGUGCCUUGCGGAGAUCAAGCAUCUGUCGGAUAAGAAUGGUGUUGUGGAAAAGAAGCUUGGUAUCACACCUGCUCCGCCUAAACAGACGCAAGAACCAGGGGUUAGUACUAAAUCCUUUCCCAAAACCUAUCAGAAGACUUCGCAGACGACUUAA
Raphanus sativus (radish) is the source of this 2035-nucleotide messenger RNA. RefSeq lists its product as uncharacterized. Bases 884 to 2035 code for a protein of 383 amino acids. Lineage: Eukaryota; Viridiplantae; Streptophyta; Magnoliopsida; Brassicales; Brassicaceae. The transcript is spliced from 3 exons. The record is from RefSeq and is a predicted model, not a curated record.